UAGGCACGAGUGGAUGUAGGCAAAUUUGCUUCCAUGCUUUUGGCCGGGCGGUCGGCUCGACAAAUCAACAAAUGACCCGACUCAUAGGCUAAAAAACAAACUGGCCGUCGUUUACGGACGGCUCGGGCUUUCUCGGCUAGUUAUCCAUCCACGCGCUCACCUGCUGUGCCUGGCCACAGCCAGGCUGGGCCUUGCCGCAGCCCCCCGAAUGGUGUUGCUCGCACCGUGCCUGGGCCCCGGCCCCGGCCUCGCACCCCCGCAACGUCAGGGCGGUUGCGGCCUCGACUCCAGCAAUGGCCAGGGCACAGAGAGGCCUCUCUGUCGCAGCCCCCGGCCCGGCACCGGCCCCGGCACCCCUGCUCGCGCCGGCGCCAACGAGGGCGCCAGCGGUAGCUACCAGGCGGCGGUGGGCGCCGCGGCCUGGCGCCUGGUGCAGGCCAUGCGACAGCUGCAGGCCAGCAUCGUCCGGCUCGACAAUGCCAGCAGCCCAGCGCUAUCCCUGCCACCCCAAAUGGCUGCGCCGGACAGCCCAGCUGCAGCCGCAGCAGCUGCAGCAGCAGCCUCGGACGAGGGCCAGGCCUUGGGCUUGGAGCUGCCAGGGGGGCUGGAAGAUCUGGAUCCAGGCCAGGCGGGGCAGCUGCGUGCCGUGCUGGAUGAGCUGCUGCUACUGCCGACGUCACCGCCCGAGAUGACUGGCGGCGGCAGUGGCAGUAGCAGCGGUGGCGGUCAAGGCGGGGGACUGCAGGGGGAGGAUGGGAAAAAGGGUGCGGCAGGCGAUACGGAUUCAGACGGACAGGAAGGGAAGCAGGAGGGGGACUGCGUCAAUUGCAACUGGGAGCAGGGCGCAAGGCAGCCGGCGGUGGAGGCGGAGGCGUGGCGGGCUUGGUGUCUCCGGCUCAGCUGCAGCGAGCUGGGCGGCAGCAGCGCCACUGCCGCGCCCGUCGCUGAUGGUAAGCGGCCACAAUUGCCACGUGCUACCCCCUCGUCACAAGCAUCAACAAUUAGAGGAAUAGCAGCAGCAGCAGCAGCAGCAGCAGCAGCAGCAGCAGCAGCAGCAGCAGCAGGAGUACAGGCGCCGCCUGACCUUCCGCCACUGGCAGCGGGCCCGUGUGGGCUGCUCCACCCUGGGUAUCUGCCCUGCGGCCUCCUGCGCCGCCCCCACGCCCACCAGCUUGCCUGGGCGGCGGCGGCGUGGCGGCUAAGCGGGAGCUUCCCCUACCCAGCAGUGACGCAGCAGCGGCCGCCGCUGCUCAAGGAAGCCGAGGGGUAUCACUCGGCUGUCGCGGCGCUGGAGGCGCUACUGCCGGAGCUACUGCCGGAGGAGGCGUGGGAGGAGGCGGGGGAGGAGGCGGAGGAGGAGGUGGCCAAGGACGAGCGCCAAAGGCAGGAUGGCGCGACUGGGAUGGGAGCUGCAGCGGAGCUUCAGAGGGAGCCGGACGGCGGCCCUCAGGCCACCUCUGCGGCAGCCAGCACCAGCAGCAUCACCAGCACCCAUCGCAAUGGCAGUAGCAGCUACAGCAGCGCCGGCGCUCUGCGGCAGCGGCGCGCCCUGACGCGGCUGCUGCUACAGCCGCAGCUGCUGUACGUGCUGCUGGGCUUUCGGCUCACGGCCGGCAGCGCGGGGUCGCGGCUGGUGGCGCCGCUGCCCAGCGCGGCCGAGUGUGUGGCGGCCUUCGAGCGGCGGCACGCGCCGCCCGGCAACCCCAGUGUGCUGACCGUGGGUGCCCGCGCGCUCACCAAGCACUGCCACCGGGACCUGCGCGGCGUGUGGUGGCCCAGCAUGAGCGGCAGCGAGGCGGCCAAGAACCAGGUGGCGCGGGACAUGCUGUCCCGGCUGAUGCGCGGCGCCGUGUGGCUCAACCUGCACCAGCUGCCGCCCUUUGACGCGCCGCGCUUCGUGCUGGAGAUGCGGAACGAGCAGGGCUACGGCGCGCGCUGGGCCGUGGACCCGUCGCCAACUGCGGCGCAGCAGCAGCGGCAGGCGGCGGAUGGGCAGGCGGCGGCGGCGGCGGAUGGGCAGGCGGCGGCGGCGGUGGGGCAUGCGGCGGCUCAAAGCGCAGCCACCGCAGACGAGCCGCUGGCGCCGGUGCCGGCGGCACCGUGCGGAGCAGGCGCCGCCAGCACGCCGCCGGCAGCAGCUGCCAUGUCAGAUGCGUGUGAAGGCUUUGAAGCACUGGCAGGUGCUGGGACUAUGACAGUAGCGGCGGCGGCGGCGGCGCGCCAAAAUUCGCUGACCGCGGAGCAGGAGGCCUCCUCCACACAGCCAUCCACUGGCCGUGGUGCAUCACAGCGCAGCACGGGGGGCCUGCCAGGAAAGGGCGCAAAGGGCGGCGGCGGCGGCGCGAGCAUGGGUGCAACAGUGGACUUGCCGCCUCCGCCUCCGCCUCCGCCUCAGGCAGUGUCGUUCCGCGGCUUUCUGGAGCCACAGAUGGAGGGCGGGCAUGAGCUGGGCUGGCGGCACUAGAUGGUGCUGAUGCGUGCUACUGCUACUGCUACCGCUGCUGGCGGCGUGCCGUUGGUGCCUGGAUGCACACGUGGGUGAUGAGGCAGUGCAAGGUGUUUGCGGCAGGUGCCGGUACAGGUUCGAUGAGGCUGGUGUUGGCCUUUGGGGCCUUAGUUACCGACGCGCAAUGGCAACUUCCCAUGGCGCCCACUCGACUUCAAUCCGUGACUUCAAUCCUUGAUGGAUAAGGUUACAUGUAACUAUAAGUUGGG
This is a messenger RNA of Chlamydomonas reinhardtii, 2715 nucleotides long. RefSeq lists its product as uncharacterized. The transcript is spliced from 5 exons. The coding region runs from base 209 to 2464 and encodes 751 amino acids. Lineage: Eukaryota; Viridiplantae; Chlorophyta; Chlorophyceae; Chlamydomonadales; Chlamydomonadaceae. The record is from RefSeq and is a predicted model, not a curated record.